Molecule: messenger RNA, 1002 nt
Organism: Phycodurus eques (leafy seadragon)
Lineage: Eukaryota; Metazoa; Chordata; Actinopteri; Syngnathiformes; Syngnathidae
Product: free fatty acid receptor 3
Exons: 1
Coding region: 1-1002 (333 amino acids)
Biological process (GO): positive regulation of cytosolic calcium ion concentration; response to fatty acid; G protein-coupled receptor signaling pathway
Cellular component (GO): plasma membrane
Molecular function (GO): bioactive lipid receptor activity
Source: RefSeq, a predicted model, not a curated record
AUGCACGUGGCCGUCAAGGACUGGGUCGCUCUCUUCGUCUACUCCUUCACGUUCAUGCUGGGCCUUCCCGCCAACCUGCUCGUUCUGUCCGUGUACGUCCGCAAAGCCCGGAAGCGCGGCGCCACGCCCAACGUGGUCUACGCCCUCAACCUCGGCCUGGCCAAUCUGGUGCUGGUGACCUGGUUGCCCGUCAAGGCUUUGGAGACUUUGCUUCAAGACUGGCGGCUCCCGGCUACCGUGUGCCCCGUUUAUAGCUUCUUCCUAUUCUCGUCGCUCUACGGAAGCUGCCUGUUCAUCACGGCCGUGACGAUGGGACGCUACCUGAGCAUCGCCUUCCCCCUCGUCUACAAGCGGUACCGCCGGGCUCGUAUCUCGUGCUUCAUCAGCGCAGCCCUGUGGGCCGUCGUGCUGCUUCACCUCGGCGUUGGCCUCGUGGCGGAAGGCGGCGCCAACUUCGUCUCCGUCAAGGACGACGCUUUGGCGUGCUACGACCGUUUCAAUGCCUCCCAGCUGGCCGUGCUGCUUCCCCUCCGCCUGGAGAUGGCCGCGGUCCUCUUCCUCCUGCCUCUGUUGGUGUCGUCCUUCUGCACGCUGCGUUGCGUCACCCUGGUGUGGCACUCCAACUUACGACCCGCGGGGAAGAGGCGAGUCCUCGCGGUGUCGCUGUCCACGCUGGCUGUGUUCGUGGUGUGCUACGCUCCCUACAACGCCUCGCACGUGGUGGGAUUUGUGACGGGCGAAAACAUAGAGUGGAGAACGUACGCCAUGCUGACGAGCUCUUGUAACGUUUUCCUGGAGCCCGUCGUCAUGUUGAUGCUGUCACCGGCAGCAUCGAGAGAGAUCGUGGGUAGAAUCUGCGCGGGGCAAAGCAGACUGAGUCAUACGGAAGCGUUUCGCCAUCAUUGCACCACUCCCAACACUGUGGCUAAUAUCAGGUCGCCAGCUACCAUCACUGAGAAGAGCCAAGCUGGGGCGGACAUGCUGAAAUUGAGUCAGGAAUGA